CAUCAUGGCAUUAGUAACACUCGCUUUGUUUGUCAUCGCAGCCUCAUUCCCACUCGGUUCAGACGCGAUAGGCUACAUCUACGGUCUGCAACGAAAUCUGACCGACACUUCUCUCUAUCUCGAAGAGAUCGACCCGCAAACCGCCAAAGUCGUGAGGAGAGGCCAGUUUGAUCAGUACGACGUAGCGGGUCAAGGACUCGCUUGUCUCAACGACAAAGAGGGCGUGUACUUCACGGUGGCCUACAAUGUAUCAACCCGAGAUGUUGUUCUGCUCGGUAUCUCGUUAAGAACGCUACAAUUACUCGACGAAGUCAAGUUGCCAUUUUUGGAGAGUUUGUUCGUCGGUGUCGGUCAGUACUGCAACUAUGAUCCCGUCGACGACGCCAUCAUUGUGGAAGGUCGAGACAAGGUCAAGCCGUAUGACCAUCAUCUUUGGAAAUAUAGUCGCAAGACGGGAACUAUCGAGAGCCUAGCUAAAGUAUUCAACAUUGGGAUGGUUGAUCUGUUGGGUGGAUUUAGCGUACUUGACUUUGAUCAUGGUAUCGACUGGCUUCAGCUUGCCUAUAACGACAGCGGCACAGUCGGAACUCGCUUCUUCGGCUACGAUACAGAUUCAGGCUUCUUGCUCGACGACAUCGACAACCCGGAACUGCUCGCUGCCGGUCGAUAUGAUCCACGCACUCAGACCAUCUACGGAAUCGGCUCUCGAAUGAUCGAGAAGGCGCCCGGAUUCGAGCACACCGUCGUCGAGUUCUCUUCCGUCACCACGUCCUUCAAACUAAAGUCCGUUCUGCCGUUCAUUAACUUCAUGGGCGCUAUCAGCGCACUUGACAUCAGACAGCGUUUGCUGUACGUCUACAUGAGUAAUAUCACUCAUCACGGCGAUCACGAGGGGGGCACACAGACGAACAACGUCGAGUUGUAUUGCCGAAUGUUGAGAUUGACGGGGCGACGAGUCCCGUCGCGGUGCGAUCGAUUUGUCGGCGCCGCAGCUCCGCCGCCGAAGCUUCCGCCUAUGGAUCUCGUUUCGAUUGACGUCGACACGGGUAAGGUCGUCGCUCACCCGCAACUGUGUACGGAAUUUACGCAGUGUCCUCUCAGCAUCGAAUUUUGGAACAGAGACUAGCGACGAAUAUCGGUAGUGGUAAGGACAGCAACAUUGGUAGUAGUGGUUUCUGCACUGGUUUGUCAGAUGGUAUCGUCUACAUUGGUUUGUGAACAUGCAGGUUUUCUCUAUUCUGAUCAGAUGUUAGAAUUAUUGAUGGCUCAUGCAGUUUAGACACUCUCUCAGUGGCGUCGACUGAGGGUCUUCAUGUAUGAUGUGUACAUGCAUGGUCGAUGUGUACAUGCAUGGUCUUCUAGACAACAUUACGAUAUUUUCGAGGGCCUCCAAAUUGGG
Messenger RNA from Corticium candelabrum, 1399 nucleotides. RefSeq lists its product as uncharacterized. The coding region runs from base 5 to 1126 and encodes 373 amino acids. The record is from RefSeq and is a predicted model, not a curated record. The transcript is spliced from 5 exons. NCBI's taxonomy places the organism in Eukaryota, Metazoa, Porifera, Homoscleromorpha, Homosclerophorida, Plakinidae.